This is a messenger RNA of Melanotaenia boesemani (Boeseman's rainbowfish), 2032 nucleotides long. RefSeq names its product salvador family WW domain containing protein 1 (gene sav1). The record is from RefSeq and is a predicted model, not a curated record. The transcript has 5 exons. Bases 309 to 1523 code for a protein of 404 amino acids. NCBI's taxonomy places the organism in Eukaryota, Metazoa, Chordata, Actinopteri, Atheriniformes, Melanotaeniidae. Gene Ontology annotation, molecular function: molecular adaptor activity; protein binding. Gene Ontology annotation, biological process: hippo signaling; regulation of cell population proliferation; apoptotic process.
GGCAAGUUGUGGCAACAGCCGGAAAUGCCACAGCUUGUUGCCACUGCCACGAUUUGAGCUUGCUGUCUCUCAGUUAACAGGGGAGGACUUUACAGUAACUAGCCCCAGUGUGGAGGAGGAACAACCGUGCGACUGGACCGCUGCUGCUGCACAGUGGCUCGAGUUAGCUGGCUAACUGCUGCUAGCUAACAUAAAGCGGAACAUGUUCACUUUCCACCCGUUGCUAACUCACUGGUGUGGUAGCAGAGUCAGUGGAUUGUACCAUGACUUUCCAGCACGGUUUUGUUGAUGUUUCGGAGCCUUGAGUUAUGCUAUCGCGAAAGAAAAGUAAAAACGAAGCGUCGAAACCAGCCGAGGUACAGGGGAAAUAUGUGAAGAAGGAAACGUCGCCGCUCCUCAGAAAUCUUAUGCCGUCAUUCAUCCGCCAUGGGCCCACUAUUCCAAGACGAACAGAGGGUCCCCCACCAGAGAUGGGGCCCUCCUCCUACCCUGUGGCACCAAACCGGGAGUCUGUGGUGCCCCGUAACAAGAGUGUCCUCCGCACGUCUGUACAGAGGUCUCCGCAUGAGGUGGCCCGCAGAGAGAGCCACCGCAUGUCAGCGCCUCCAUACCUGCCUCGCAGUCUGGGAGACUUGUCACACGAGUACCGGGGCUCGUCACAGUCCUUCCUCACAGACGUGAGUCCCAUGUCUGAGAAUGGAGAGGCUGCACGGUAUUAUUACCCUGAACCUUAUUAUGACAACCAGCAACACCAGCAGCGCCAGCCCAGGAGAGUCCCAGAUCGCUUUCCUGAGGACUAUAGAUACUAUGAACACAAUGAACACAACUUCCAAAGACUUUCCCGUCAACACACUCCCCCAGCUCCAAGUCGACCCCCCUCAGGCAUAGGUCGAAUACAGGCCAAGUCUCUAGGGAACCUCUCGAGCCUAACAGGAGAGGACCUGCCCCUUCCGGCCGGUUGGACUGUUGACUGGACCAUCCGUGGCAGGAAGUACUACAUCGAUCACAACACCAACACUACCCACUGGAGCCACCCCCUGGAGAGGGAAGGACUCCCUCCAGGCUGGGAAAAGGUGGAGUCCGCUGAGUUUGGAGUUUACUACGUAGAUCAUAUCAACAAGAGGGCACAGUAUCGACAUCCCUGUGCCCCAAGCGUUCCUCGCUACGAUCAGCCCCCACCACUUCCCCCUCCUGUGACCUAUCAGCCUCGGGCCGCAGAGAGAAACCAGCCGGUACUUGUACCAGCUAACCCAUAUCACACAGCUGAGAUCCCAGACUGGCUGCAGGUGUACGCCCGUGCACCCGUCAAGUAUGACCACAUCUUGAAGUGGGAGCUGUUCCAGCUGGCGGACUUGGACACGUAUCAGGGCAUGCUGAAGCUGCUCUUCAUGAAGGAGCUGGAACACAUCGUCAAAUCCUACGAGGCGUACCGGCAGGCGCUGCUGUCCGAGGUGGAGGCCCGCAAACAGCGACAGCAGUGGUACAGCCAGCAGCCCAACAAGAACUUCAUAGGGAACAUGUGAUUUGUCCUGCAGCAGGGACGUCUCUCUGAGGUUUCCACGGUUUGGGAGCGGCUCUUCAGUUGCCUUUGAAAUCAUGAUUGACUCUUAAUUGCCUCCUUACCAAACACAUCUGUGCCUUCGCUUGAUCCAAAUAUAUCAACCAGGAAGUCGGGACAUGGAUUGACAGAGGGGAUGUGACUCUCACUUUAUGAAUGAGUGGGGAAAAAACAACACUAGAAUAAAAUAAAAUGUGGUUCCUUUUGCAAAGACUGACCUGAGAACUGAAGUGUUUAACUCCUGUUUUUGACACUAAGAAGCACAGUGUCUAAAAGCCCUGCUUGGGAUAUUUUUUGGUAAAACAUUGAGAUUAUGCCUUUUUAAUCAAGUGAAAUAUAACAGUAUUCCAGCGUUUGUUCAUAUCCCAACAACACCAGCUACUCCGUCGCUCUUUCCCUCAGCUUCUUUUCAUGUGAAAGGAAGCAAAUUUUUUUUUUUUUUUUUUUUUUUACCCUUUUUUGCUUUGUAACCAU